CUACACAAUUAAAUAUUGUCCAACAGAAAAGCUCUUAUUCUAUUAAAAUGCAAAGAUGUUACCAUAAUAAUGUCAAUUUAGGCUGUUAAAUAAAGGAAAAGGCCAAUAGCAUUGUUAUUUUCAUAUUUCGAAUAUCAAAUCUUAUCAUGUGGACAUUGAACUAGAAAAAAAUAGAUUAAAUAAGUACCCCCAACAAACGGAGAUAAAAAUAAUAAUGCUGCAAAUAUUGACUGCAUUGAAGAAAAUUUGCAUUUGUGUUUUAUACGGCAAGCAAUUAACAUGGAAAAUAACGGAUCUUUAAAGGGGAAAACUUUAUUUAUUACCGGUGCCUCAAGGGGUAUUGGUAAAGCCAUAGCUUUAAAGGCAGCCAGAGAUGGUGCCAAUAUCGUUAUUGCCGCCAAGACAAGCGAUCCUCAUCCUAAAUUACCGGGCACAAUUUACACUGCUGCCGAAGAGAUUGAAAAGGCCGGUGGCAAAGCUUUACCUUGUAUUGUGGAUGUUCGAGAUGAGCAGCAGGUAAAGGCUGCUGUCAAAGCAGCCGUAGAUAAGUUCGGAGGCAUCGAUAUUUUGGUCAACAAUGCCAGUGCCAUAUCAAUAACAUCCACCAUGGCAACUGAAAUGAAACGUUUUGACCUCAUGCACAAUAUCAACACCAGAGGAACUUUCUUGGUUUCCAAGGAAUGCUUACCCUAUCUGCUGAAAAGCAAACAUGCCCAUAUCUUGAACAUAUCCCCACCAUUGAGUAUGAAACCGAUUUGGUUUGAAAAUCACGUUGCCUACACCAUGGCUAAAUACGGUAUGUCAAUGUGUGUUCUGGGUAUGGCUGCAGAGUUCAAAUAUCAAAAUGUUGCUGUGAAUGCCCUGUGGCCCCAGACGACAAUUCACACGGCUGCUAUUGAUAUGCUUAAUGGUCCGGAAAGUGCCAAGUUUUCUCGCAAGCCAGACAUUAUGGCUGAUGCUGCUUAUGCUAUUUUAUCCCAAGCUCCUCCCCAGGCACCAACCGGUCAAUUCUUUAUUGAUGAGAAAGUUUUACUAAAAGCUGGCGUUAAGGAUUUGAAAGCAUACGCUGUAGAUCCAGCCAAUGCUGAUAAUUUACAUUUGGACUUCUUUCUGGAAGAUAGUGAUGAAUAUAUACCUUUAAAAGCUAGGUUGUAAUAAUUAAACAUUUGUUUUGAAUGCAUCAAAUACUUUGUUUUCUAUUUAAAAUAUUAAGGGUUUUGCUAAUUUGGAGAAAGUAAAUAAAAUCCUGUAAUAAAUUAGGUGUACCAUUCUAAUCCGUUCUAUAGGAAAAAGCUGUUAAUAGAA
Molecule: messenger RNA, 1305 nt
Organism: Musca domestica (house fly)
Lineage: Eukaryota; Metazoa; Arthropoda; Insecta; Diptera; Muscidae
Product: hydroxysteroid dehydrogenase-like protein 2
Exons: 3
Coding region: 280-1155 (291 amino acids)
Cellular component (GO): mitochondrion
Source: RefSeq, a predicted model, not a curated record